AUGCUCCUCGCUGCUCAAGCGCCUCAAGGGCGCUCUCGCUCAAAUAGCUUGCAGCAAAUGCUCGAUCUGGAAAAGAAGCUCAAUGUAAGCACAGAAACUGGCGGGAUUCUGGAGGGUUUGGCUGACGUACUCACACAGUUUCAGCGAACACAUCAAGGCUCUGUGCCUCCAUCUCCGGCAUGCACUGAUAGCAGUGGCUCAGUACCACCCAGUCCAGGCCACCCUCCUCGUCGUUUUGAAUUGGUGCCGAAGGAUAAGAAAGGUCCUACACCUGUUCGAAACUACUCCGCUGUUCCUCCUCCGCUCUUCUCAGCUCCUGAGCGCUCAGAGUCGCCAAACAUGAUCCCCCGAAAGCCCGUUGGAAAGAAUCUUUCUCAAUCAUCCUCAUCGGAGCAGCUCAAAGACGACAAGCCCGCUCACAAGACCGUGGCGUUCAUGUUCCCCCCUGAUGUGGAAGAGCAGCGCUCUGUGUGUCAAUCACCCACUUGGGAAGCAUACGAGCGUCAGAAGAAGGAGAAGAAAGAAGAGAAGCGAAAGGAGCUCCAGCGAAAAGAGGAAGAGAAACGAAAGGCGAAGGAGAAGGAACAAGAAUUAGCCAUGAACCAAGCUCUCGAAGAAGCUUGGAAGAACGCUCCCAAGCCUCGCGGUCGAAAAUUGAGCAAACCUCAACCGCCGCCUCCGUCCCUUGGAACUCAAGGACGCAGCACAACUGAGCCGCCUCAAACCACACAGAAGCGACGAUCUCGCUCGUCGAGCUUAUUGGGAUUCUCGAUUGGUAGAAACAACGACGAUCCUGAAGAGCCCAGACGCAGUCGCUCCAGCUCGCUUACCUCCAUCUUCCGCAAGUCAUUCGAGAUCAAGCGUGCUUCAUUCGAUGAGACCAGCGCUACUGGUUUCUUGGGCGGCAAGAAGCUUGAGAAGAAGAAGGAGGAUUUCCACCAGAAAGUCCUCGAGGACCAGGCCAAGGGUGAUAGCAGGGUCCAUCCGGCUAUGCGAAAGUCGUUCCUGGGCCAUGGGUCAUUCACACCCCUCAAGGUCAAUCCCCUACAGAAAGAGGAAGAUGCCAAACGAAGAGCGUACCCGCCUAUCUCGAUCAACACAUCCGGAGCGAGGGGUCAAUCGAAACCGCCCAAGUCGCCCAAUCGAAGGGGUUCAGUCAAUAUCUACCUGUGGAGCGCCCGAGCUCGACGUGGUUCUGUCAGUGAUGAUUGUGCAGUCGCCGACACGGACGAUGAGGGUGAUCAGAACACCGCGCAUACACCCGACAGCGAGAUCUUGUAUAACAAAGCCCAAGGUCUGAACAGACGAGGCGGUCUUUAUAUCAAGAAGGAUGAGGGCUCGACCAAAGACGGCGAACAAGGCGUCACACCUCGCUCUUCAAACCAGAGCAUGAAACAAGCCGUCAAGCCCAAAGACACCGAAAAACCUCCCCAGCAAGAUACAAUCACCGUCUCCCGCCCCCCAAUAACAACCUCAACACAACCCCAACCCCGACGCUCAUCAACAGCAUCAGGCCUUUCCAUCCCUCCAACACCUCCCAGAAGAAGCUCAAAGCGAGGAUCUCUCACACUCCUCACACGACUCAACCACAACCAACCAGCGUCCGAUGAAGCCAAGAGCGCCCCGGUCGAGUCAUCAAAGUCCAAGGAGAAGCUGUUCAGACAUAAUCCCCCGAGCAUCCGUUAUGAACAGACUUCGCCGGGUGUGCGACCAAAACCGAUCACUGCUGAUUCAGAACCCACUGUGCCCACGAAAUGGAAGUUUAAGGAUGCUGCCAAGAGUGCGUUCAGCAGAGGUCAUUCUGCGCAGAGCUCGGUUUCUUCGACGAUGAGUAAGGAGAGUACUUCUUCUAAGAUGAGCACUGCAUCUUCUGUUGGGCCGCCUGUGCCACCAAAGACGGAUUUGCCAGUGUCGAAGGGAUUGACUGGUGCUAAUGAUGCCCCCAUUCGUACGCAGCACGUUCAUGCUCCGGUCAAGCAUCUCACCCCAGGAACUACACGCUCACCAACUGGUCGUCGACCUACUACAAGCUCAUCAGAGUCCUCAUAUUCCGAUGGGAUCCAAACCGUAUCUCCCAUGAGCACACCACACACAUCCCCUCCCCAGUCCGAAAUGGGCCACUCCCCCAACAUCGCAACCAUCAAACCCUCAAUGCACGCAACCGCCGGCCCCGUCAGUCCCUACUGGUCCUACACAAACUCCCCCCAAAUGGCGCCCAUCGAUCGUUUCGACACCAACCCCUCCGACCCCGAAAUCGAUCCCAUCCAAGAAGCAGCCAACAGAGUAAUGGAAGCCUUCUCAAACGCCAACCUCCGCAGCUCAACACCCCGCCGAACACCCGUCUCCUCCGACGAGACAAGCUUCGCCUCAACACCAACAUACCCCCCUCUCAAGCACAAACCCCGAAGCAAAGGACGCCUGCGCUCCGUUCAGAGCGGCCAUAGAUCGACCGUCUCCGACCCGGAAGCAACAAUCAAGACGCUCCGACGCCAAUCGAACCUAGAGCAUCAGAAUCACGGCGAACCAAGCGCCAAGAUGUUUGUCGAGUGCUGCGCUUGCAUGCGCUACCAUGAUAUGCCAAGCAGACUCUACGAAGCCAUGUCCAACCCCGAUGGUGUACUGAGCGCUGGCUCAACAGAUUUUGCGGGGAGCGUUACCAUGACGGUGAAGUGUCCUUGGUGCAAGCAUGAGAUGAGCACAAAGUGCUGCGCUGGAUUCGCAGCCAUGGUGUACAUCAAAGAGAGAUUUCACUAA
Fusarium oxysporum Fo47 is the source of this 2754-nucleotide messenger RNA. RefSeq lists its product as uncharacterized. Lineage: Eukaryota; Fungi; Ascomycota; Sordariomycetes; Hypocreales; Nectriaceae. The transcript has a single exon. Bases 1 to 2754 code for a protein of 917 amino acids. The record is from RefSeq and is a predicted model, not a curated record.